Messenger RNA from Scophthalmus maximus (turbot), 2926 nucleotides. Its product is annotated as suppressor of cytokine signaling 3-like. Gene Ontology annotation, biological process: phosphatidylinositol phosphate biosynthetic process; intracellular signal transduction. Gene Ontology annotation, cellular component: phosphatidylinositol 3-kinase complex. The record is from RefSeq and is a predicted model, not a curated record. NCBI's taxonomy places the organism in Eukaryota, Metazoa, Chordata, Actinopteri, Pleuronectiformes, Scophthalmidae. The transcript is spliced from 2 exons. Bases 8 to 694 code for a protein of 228 amino acids. Gene Ontology annotation, molecular function: 1-phosphatidylinositol-3-kinase regulator activity.
UGGCGCCAUGGUGACCUCCGGCGGCCGCAGCCCCCUCGCCAUGAGCAGCGUGCCCCCUCCAGAGGGCAGGGUUCAGGGGUCCAACUUUACCCCACAUCACUACAAGCCCUUCAGUUCACAUGCGCACUACCAACAGGUGAUGCGUGCAUUGCAUAAGCUCAAGGAGAGUGGGUUUUACUGGGGGGCUGUUGGCGGACGAGAGGCCAGCUCCCUGCUGCGCUCCGAACCACCAGGCACCUUCCUGAUCCGAGACUCCUCGGACCACCACCACUUCUUCACCCUGUCAGUCCAGACGGCCCGAGGAACCAAGAACCUGCGAAUCCACAGCGAGGGCGGCGGAUUCUUUUUACAGCCCGAUCCCCAAAACACCCAAGUGCCCCCACAGUUCGACUGCGUGGUGAAACUCAUAGCGCACUACAUGGGGAAAGGGCUGGACGCCGGGCGGAGCAGAGGCGGCGGGGCGUGUGGCGGCAAUUCGGGAGAGGCGGAAAUCAAAGGGCGCAACGUUUAUCUGAUACACAACGGCGGGGAGCGGAUCCCCCUGGAGCUGCGGCGACCCCUCAUAACGUCUCUCUCGUCCUUGCAGCACAUGUGCAGGAGGACCUUGAACAACCAGGGCCUGGGCCUGGAGCGAGCGGAGCAGCUGCCUCACACACUUCGAGACUUUCUGGAGGAGUACGAUGCUCCUAUAUGACUGACAGGAACUGCACAAGCUCCCACCACAGGGACCAGCAGCCCGGGUCUUGGUGCUCCAUCAGAGACUGACCAGAAUUAGCCUUAGAUGCCAAUGUGAGGUUAGUUUUUUUUCCCCGUAGAAUCAGCUGAUCCCCCAUAUCUGUUUCAACACUGACGGAAACCAACGACCUGGGGUCUGGGAUGAGGAGUGCAAUUUGGGUGACCAAUGAUUACCUCGUCCAUCUUGCCUUGCAAAAAAAAACAAAAAACUGGCCGCUAAUGUGAGUGGCAGAUGAAGGCCAAGGUCAAAGGUCGGCGUUUCUUAUGACUGCCUCGGACGCAGAGCAGAGCCUCGCAGAAGAUUAACCCCCGAAAAUGGUCGAUAUUAACGAUGACAGCGGAGUGGCAUGAUCAAUACCGCCGCCGGUGGCCACUCUUCUUCUCCCAUGACAUUCACAACACUCUGGAUCACUGGACUGAGAUAAAGAAAGGAGGCGCAGAACAGAGAGGAGCGGAAAAAGGACGAGUUACAGAGAAAAAAGGCAAAGUUCAAACAAGGGGCUCAAAGUAGAGAACUCACAGUAUUUGUUUGUCUGGGCAUGUGUGUGUGUGUGUGUGUGUGUGUGUGUGUGUUUGUGUGUGUGUUUGUGUGUGUGUGUGUGUGUGUGUUUGUGUGUGUGCGUGUGUUGUGGUUGCGCACACAUUUCCAUUGCUGCUUCCCGCAAAUGUUGCCUCAUUGAGGGGAGUGGGGCAUUCAUGCACGAUAGCUCAACUCACACACACACGCACACACACACAGGUAUUGACAUGUAGGUUUUGUUAGCGUGGGAACAAAGGAUGAAAACCCAUUACAAAGCAUCUUCUCCCUUCUCCUGUUUGUUUCUGGUCUCUCCUCCAUAACCCCCCCCCCCCCCCCUUAAUUUUUUUGUGGGAGUUGCAUGUGCGCUUUUGACAAUGACAGAAAACAGACCGCCGUUGCUGAGACAAAGGCUCGUUACGGAGACAAAAGCCUCGGCACGGGACCAAACCCAACAUCAGAACUUAUUUUUAUCCGGGCUGGCUGGAAAUAUGUCAGCGACACUGUAAAGCUCCUCGGGGAAUCAAGACGGGGGGGGGGGGGGGGGGGGGGGAUUGAGUGAAGGAGGAUUGAGUGAAGGAGAGAGGAGAGCGGGAAAAGGGAUUAGGAAAAGGAAAUUGAGGAGGACAGAGAAGUGGGGAGGGGGAGAAGGGGGAGGAGACAUACUGGUAUACAGCUAAACAAAAACACUGACUGGAUUGAUGUCCCAGACUUAGGGGAAAUGAUACAGCUCAACAGGACGCUGCUCCUGUGUGUGUGUGUGUGUGUGUGUGUGUGUGUGUAUAUAUAUAUAUAUAUAUAUAUAUAUAUAUCCAGGUUUGCCAAGAAGCCCCAUGUGAAAAAGAAAGUUCUGGCUGAGUCUUAACUCUGUUAUCUAGACACUCACUGUAAUUUCUCCUUUACGUCAUUGUCUCUUGUUUUGCUUUUGUGAAAAUGUGUGUGUGUGUGUGUGUGUGUGUGUGUGUGUGUGUGUGUGUGUGUGUGUGUGUGUGUGCGCGCCUGGAGAUCUCAAAUCCCCAUUCAUGAAGGACAACAAUAGAGGAAAUGGAAAUGUUUUUUGUUUAACUCCUGUAACUUUGGAAAAGUCUCUCGCCCCCAAUCUCCCUUCCAAUCGUUCCAAUCGUUACCUCUGAAGCAGGAGUGGGCACUUGGGUUUGUCUGUCUGUAUGUCAAGGGGAACACAAGACUAAAGAAAAAGAAAAAAGGCCUUUUGUAAAACAAAGUGUGAGGGACUCAGAUCUCGAUCAAAAUUGCUGUUUUUCUGUGUUCGACCAGCGCUCGUACCUACCUGUGAUCCAUAUUGGAGCGGUGGCCUUUUUUCUCCACAUCGUCUCGUGUGUUGAUCUCACUGUGGCCACUUGAGACGAGAGCGCUGACGUCCACCGCAGCGAUACACAAUUUUGGUCGGAUCGCCGUCUUAUUUUCUCUCCCAUCGACACCCAAGUUUGCACACGGGUCGCGGCGGCGCGCCGCGCGUGUGUGAAUCAUUUGUCUUUUAUAAAGACUCUCUUGCAAAAGGCUGGCCACUAGUCUGGCAAAAAUACAAGCUGUACUAUCUGAAAUAACAAAGCAUUACAAGGAAAAAAAAAAUAAAUGAAAAGGAACGUUGCACAUAUUUAUAUUUCUAAAAUAUUUCAAUAAUUUAUAUUAAAGAGCACUAUUUUUACAAAAGUC